Messenger RNA from Vombatus ursinus (common wombat), 3900 nucleotides. RefSeq names its product neural precursor cell expressed, developmentally down-regulated 1 (gene NEDD1). Gene Ontology annotation, molecular function: gamma-tubulin binding. Bases 90 to 2069 code for a protein of 659 amino acids. Gene Ontology annotation, biological process: microtubule nucleation; mitotic cell cycle. NCBI's taxonomy places the organism in Eukaryota, Metazoa, Chordata, Mammalia, Diprotodontia, Vombatidae. The record is from RefSeq and is a predicted model, not a curated record. The transcript has 15 exons. Gene Ontology annotation, cellular component: ciliary basal body; spindle pole; centriole.
CGGAAGUCGCGCUCUGGAGCGGGGUCCCGGACCGCGGAGUCCGUCGCCGGCUUCCUAACUCUCACCCCCGGCGACGGAAAGGUGCAGUCAUGCAAGAAAGCAUCAGAUUUGCCUCAUCGGGGGAUGAUAUUAAAAUAUGGGACUCCUCCUCUAUGGCGAUGGUGGAGCAGUUCAAUCCUCAUUCGUCAUCCCUUGGAGUCAGCUCUUUGUGCUGGAGUAGCAAUAAUAAUUUUUUGGUGACUGCAUCUGCCAGUGGUGAUAAAAUAGUCAUUUCCAGUUGCAAGUGUAAACCAGUUCCACUUUUAGAGCUGGCGGAAGGGCAAAAGCAGACAUGUAUAAACUUAAACUCUACGUCUAUGUAUCUGGUUAGCGGAGGCCUUGAUAACACUGUUAAUAUUUGGGAUUUAAAAUCAAAGAGACUUCAUCGAUCCCUUAAGGAUCAUAAAAAUGAAGUAACUUGUGUAUCGUUUAAUUGGAAUGAUUGCUACAUUGCUUCUGGAUCUAUAAGUGGUGAAAUUAUUUUGCACAGCCUAACUACCAAUUUAUCCAGUACUCCCUUUGGUCAUGGUAAUGGCCAGUCUGUUCGUCAAUUGAAGUACUCCUUGUUUAAGAAAUCUCUCCUGGGCAGUGUGUCUGAUAAUGGAGUAGUAACUCUUUGGGAUGCAAAUAGUCAGAGUCCAUACCAUAACUUUGAAUGCAGCCACAAAGCUCCAGCCUCGGGAAUAUCUUUUUCUCCUGUCAAUGACAUGCUGCUUGUAACCAUAGGCCUGGAUAAAAGAAUCAUUCUCUAUGACACUGCAAGUAAGAUACAACUAAGAACUUUAGUGGCUGAGGCUCCCCUAACUGCAGUAGACUUCAUGCCUGAUGGAGCCACAUUGGCAAUUGGAUCUUCCCGUGGGAAAAUAUAUCAAUAUGACUUAAGGAUGUUGAAUUCUCCAGUAAAGACCGUCCUGGCUCACAAAACAUCUGUGCAGUGUAUAACAUUUCAGUGCUCUUCUGUUCUUUCUAAGUCAAGUUUAAAUAAAGGCUCUUCAAAUAAAUCUGCCUUAAACAAAAGAACGGGUAAAGUGAGCAGCACCCCAGUUCAAAAUCCUGGAAUUGUCAGAGAACCAGCUUCUCUAUCAGGUACUGCUGUUUUAUCUCAGCUCAUGACCACAGUUGAAGGGAAAGGAUCGGUGGCUGUUCCGGACAAAUCAGGCUUGCCUCGCAGCACAAAUCCAGAUGUCAUUCCCUCUAGAGAGACAGAACAUGGGAAAAAUUCCGAUCUCUCCGGCUUUGAGGAUUCUGGGGGGAGGAGUAGUUUAGGGGACCUCUUUUCACCAGUGAGAGAUGAUGCUGCUGUCUACAAGGCAAGUGAGGACUCUGUUGCCAGAGGAGAUGGCCUAGACUUUCUCCCACAGUUAAAUGCAGUGUUUCCAACAAGAAAACAACCAUCGAGUACAAACAUGCCAGGAUCACAUCAUAGCUCUCUUCAUGUCUCAAUGGAAUCCCCACUUACAGAAGAGAAUGAAAGUCAAGAUAUCGCAACUGAGAGUAAGAAGAUGCAGCCGGGAAAACAGGAAUCAAGGGAACCCUUAAAACAGCUUGCCAAGUUCAUCUCCUCUGGUGCUGAAUCUGGAAAUCUGAGUACCUCCUCAACCUCUAAUGCAACGAGAAGUCCUGAGAAAACAGAAAGGCCAGAGAGAGAAAUUCAAGGCCAUUUGACACACGAGUCCCCAAUCAGUGGAACUACCAUAGCUAAUCCAAAGAUAAUGUCCUCUGUUACUUCUGGAGUUGCCAAUUCGCUUUCAGAAAAAAUAGCAGAUACCAUUGGAAACAAUAUAUCACACAUACCGCUGACAUCUGUUCAAAUCCAUUUUAUCCAGAACAUGAUACAGGACACACUGGAUGACUUUAGGGAAGCAUGUCAUCGUGACAUUGUAAAUUUGCAAGUGGAGAUGAUUAAACAAUUCCAUAUGCAAUUGAAUGAAAUGCACUCCUUACUUGAAAGGUACUCAGUCAAUGAAAGUUUAGUAGCUGAAAUUGAGAGACUACGAGAAGAGAACAAAAAACUUCGGACCAAUUUUUAAAAGUUUUACUUGGAAACGUUGGUUUUGUCAUUUAGAAUGGCCUUGGCGGCACAGAAAUAUUGACUCAGUGUUGUUUUGUGAUUUCUGAAGAGUCGUGAGUUGUUUUUUUUUUAUACAAACUGUAGAUUAUCGAUCACCACUACAUCUCAACUGACUGCUCUUAAAAAUUGUAUUUUUGUGAUGAAACUGUAAAAAAUGCCUUUUGCAUAAUAGAAAUGUCCAUAGGAUGUUUAUUGUACUGAAACUUCAGUUGUAUACACUAAGUGCCUCUUUUCAUAAGAAAAAGAAAUUUGCAUAAAAUUAUAUUUUAUGUAGAUUUUUCACAGAUCUAUUUUUAAUUAACACAUUGCCUUCCAGUUUUUUUGUCAGCUCAAAUUUAUAAUUUUGGAAUGUCUUGUUUUUCUGAAAGUCAUUUUAAUAUGACAGUUGGAAUUUUUAAGUAAUUAGCUAAUAAAAUACAGGGUUGAUUAGCAAUUAUUUCAUUAUUAUGACAGAGCUAAACAUGAGCAUAUUUAUUAUUCAUUCUGUAUGUUUUGAAAAACUAAAAUUUUGGGAUUGCAUAUUGAAACUAUUGUGUUUGUUAUAAGAGUAUUAUACUUAAAAAAUAACCUACUAUUGGUUUUUAUAGGUCAAGUUACUUUGGUAAGUGAGCUAUUUGAGAUUUUUAUAAAAAUACUUUAUUACUUUCUUUAUUGGCAUCAUGUGAGUUAAUGUGCUGAGUUAUUUUGUGAAGGUUCAGUGAACAUGAUUAGACUUGUAAUCAGUGCAGACUUCAUGGUGAAUACUUAGAUGUUAUUUCAACAACAGCAGGCAAGAAUUUAUUAAACACUGAAUGUGUCCCGGGUACUGUGCUAGGUGGCAAGUGAUGCGAAAACCAAAAAGAAAUAACAGUCUUUACCUGUCCUCAAGGAGUUUACAUUCUACUGGAACAAUCUAAUUUACUCUAAGUAAAGAGGAGACAAACGCUGAAAAAUUCUCAAUAUAUUUUUGUACAAGAUAAAAUUUUAGUAAGACUAAGAACAGGUACCACAGUGUUUCUUAUCUAGAAAACACUGAAUCUAUUCAAAAGUUUAACAAAGUGUAGGUCUCUCAUUUUUCUGUUUGUUAUUUCCAUGAUUAUAUCCAAAUGGCCACUACAAUCAAAUGUAUGGUUUUCAAGUGAAUCUCACACACACACACACACACACACACACACACACACACACACAAAGGCACUUAAAGACCAUUCUUCAUUAAGCAGUUUCUGAAGAGCUAAGUGGUGACAAACAGCAUGGGAGGAAGUUAAGAGAAAAAUACAGUAUUAUUCAAAACUCACAACUUGUCAGAUAGCUGCUGAAAGUUGUUUUACAUUACUAUUGAAUACGUUUUAGAAAUAACUCAAAACCAUUUCGUUAAAUGCCCAAAUGAUUCAGGUUUUCAUUAAUAUAUAAUAAGUUACAUUUGAAGUAUAAUGAAAAGUACAAAUUAUAAAAUUAUAACAUUGGUAUUUAGAAAAACUUGAAUAACUAAAGUGAAAUCAUACCUAUAAUGAAUAUAUAAAUUUGCAGUAAAGUUUCCUAUAUUUUGCUCCAAAUAUAAAAGGGUUUGUAUUUUUAAAAUUAUUUUCUCUGUAUCAUUUUUUGGCAAUUCAUAUUUGUGUGUGUAGAGUUUUUGUUUUACUGGCUUUGCAGCAGAAAUCUUUGGCAGUUUUCAAUGCCAAAUAAAUGCAGAGACUUUAACAUAGGUACAGUGUAUUCCUAGGCGCUCAAGCUACAAUUUCAUCAGUGUAAAUGAGAUUUGUAAUUGCAUUGGCUUAGCUCUUUGUUCCAAAGAUUAUAAACUAUAUACCUGA